GAUGCAGCAGUCAAGAAGUCCCCAGCCAUGCUCUGUAUUCAGCUGGCAGCGAUCAGGAAGCUAUCUCUCGGAUAUCUGCUCUUCACUCUCCUCCCUCUGUCUGCUGACAAUGUGGCUGUGUCACGGAUCAAAUACUCUCACGCUGGCAUCUGUCCUAAUGAAAUGAGCCCCAGCUUGUGGGUGGACGCUCAGAGCACCUGUCUCCGUGAGUGUGAGACCGACCAGGACUGUGAAACGUUUGAAAAAUGUUGCCCAAAUGUGUGUGGGACGAAGAGCUGUGUUGCUGCCAGGUACAUGGCUGUUAAAGGGAGGAAGGGCCCAGUUGGAAUGCCAAGGGGAGCCACUUGUGACCACUUCAUGUGUGUCCAGCAGGGCUCUGAGUGUGACAUCUGGGAUGGGCAGCCUGUGUGCAAAUGCAAGGACAGGUGUGAGAAGGAGCCACACUUUACCUGUGCCUCUGAUGGGUUAACGUAUUACAACAAAUGUUACAUGGAUGCUGAGGCAUGCACCAAAGGUAUCACACUGACAGUGGUCACCUGUACCCACCAGGUCGCAUGGCCACAAACUAGCCCCAUGACAGUGCAGACCACUGCCCGCCCCACCACAGCCGACUUGCUCACCACCUCCCAGGAUGUGGUGCCACCAACUUUGCUCUCCAACCCCGUCCACCAGUCCACAUAUGUGGGGGGCACAGUCAGCUUCCUCUGCAAUGUCAGUGGCAGGCCGAGGCCUGAGGUCACAUGGGAGAAGGAGCUGGAUGGGAGGGAGAAUAUCAUCAUGAGGCCCAACCACGUCAAUGGCAACGUGGUGGUCACCAACAUCGGCCAGCUGGUCAUUUACAAUGCUCAGCUUCAAGACUCUGGCAUCUACACGUGCACAGCCCGCAACGCCGGCGGCUUCCUGAGAGCCAAUGUCCCGCUCUCUGUGAUCAAACGGGAAGACCUGAUGAGGCAGAACUCUGCCAAUACAACUGAGAUCCCAGCCACCGAGUGUCUGAAACAACCUGACCGAGGCAGCUGCGGAGAGCAUCAGAUCAGAUGGUAUUACGACCUGAAGAAAAACAACUGCUUCACCUUCAACUACGGACGCUGCGAUGGGAACAUGAACCACUUUGAGACCUACGAGGCUUGUAUGUCAACAUGCAUGAAUGAGCCAGUCAACAUCUGCAAUCUGCCUGCUCUCCAGGGUCCCUGUAAGGUCUGGGAACCCCGAUGGGCCUAUAACAGCCUGAUGAAGCAGUGCCAAUCCUUCAUCUAUGGAGGCUGUGGUGGAAAUGAGAACAAUUUCGAAAGCAGGGAGACCUGUGAGGAAAUCUGUCCAUAUCCCAGGACCCAGCAGUGUAAGGUCUGUAAGCCACGCUUCAAGAUAGUGACCAGUUAUUGCAAAAGUGACUAUGUGAUAGUAGGCCACAUGACCGAACUGACAGAAGAUGCAGACUCUGGGCGAGCGCUGUUCACUGUAGACAGAGUCCUGAAGGAUGAGAAGAUGGGGCUUCAGUUCUUUGGCAGUGAGGUCCUGGAGAUCACACUCUUAAACAUGGACUGGAACUGUCCCUGUCCCAACAUGACCAUGGAAGAUGGUCCUCUGAUUGUCAUGGGAGAUGUCUACAAUGGCAUGGCUGUUCUCCAGCCCCAUAGUUUUGUGAGGACUGUCAAUGAGAAACGAAUCAAGAAGCUGUCUGAGGUCAAGGAUAAGAAAACCUGUGAUCUCUUAAGAGAACUGACUGGACUCCAAUAGGCUGCUAUUGGUCAGUAUAUUUGCAGAGGUCCUUACAAGAAAAAUGAUUUACAGAAAGCUUUUUGGAAAAAUCUCACUUUUGACAAACUAAUUAAAUGAGCACUUAAUGUCUUAGAAUUGUAACAGCUUACAACAUGUUUCAGUAGAUCUUUGAUGAUUGAGAAGAUCAUUUCCUACAGAUGGGCCUUGGUAAUAACACAAUGAACUCCCAAUGGUGUUAGGACUGUAGCAAUUUAUUGUUCGAUGUGUUUAAGGGUCUGUGAAUUCUGCUGGAUUUCCCCAGUACUCUGGACAUAAUGAAGGCAGGUGUUUGUUUUCUUUUUGUUGUCUCUUAGUCACCUCUCGGUCACCACAGGGUCUACAUCAGGAAAUCACAAACCCUAAUGUGUCUGAUAUUUCUGAUGCACUGGGUGUUUCGGCUCCACUGAAACCUCAGACAUUCACAGCCUGAUUGAGAACCUGCUUCUUGGCAGCAUCUCACCCAAGAGGCUGGGUCUGGGAUUGGCUCCUCCUGACACAACGACCACCUCAACUUUCCACUAACUGGGUAUCAUGGACUGACCUGGCCAAGUACACCCCACUUAAUGCCACUCUGUGCAAUCUGUACUAGAACAGAACAUUGCAUUCACCAGGCCCAGUGUAAGGACAAGAGUUGGCAGACAAGACCAGUUAAAGAUGACCAGGAGAGACCAAGAGACAGCAACCAAUGGCAGACACCUUCCACCAGUUAACGCCGGGGUUUUGCCAGUCAAGUUGGCUCGUUCUGCCUGGGAGCGCUGCUUGGAAAGUUGUGUAAAGCACAUGGAUUCAUUGAAAAGAUCACACAGGGCAGGGUAUUGGUACUGCGAACAAUUCAGCAAGGGCCAGAUACUGGAGGCAGCACUAGUCAUCCUGUAAACUAGCACAAGAGGAGGGAGACAUAUUCCAUCUCCAACCCCGUGCUGCCCCUGUCCUGGGAGUGUUUGAUGGGAACAAUGUAGAGAGAUCUUUACUCUGUAUCUAACCCCGUGCUGUCCCUGUCCUGGGAGUGUUUGAUGGAAACAAUGUAGAGGGAGCUUUACUCUGUAUCUAGCCCCGUGCUGUCCCUGUCCUGGGAGUGUUUGAUGGGAACAAUAUAGAGGAAGCUUUACUCUGUAUCUAACCCCGUGCUGUCCCUGUCCUGGGAGUAUUUGAUGGGGAUGGGUGGAAUGAAUGAAGAGCACAGACAAUUGAAUCAGCCCAUCACUCCACCCAAUAGUGUGAGCUCACUCUUGAUGUUCUAAAGUUUAUAAGAAUUGAAAGAGUGGGAUUGAGCUGCCAAAAUCGUUAUGUGGGAACAGUCAUAUUUUGUAAAUAGUUUUACAAUCGAUUCAAAUAAGGAAGAAAUAGUUUGUAGAAUGUUGUUGAUUUUAUGUGAAUGAAUUUACAAUGACUGUGUAAAUACUAUUUAUUUGUGUUGGGAUCUAGUGCCCAUCUUUCUGAUUAUUCAAACUUAAUAAAAUAUUGAUGAUUUUGCCUCA
Molecule: messenger RNA, 3236 nt
Organism: Rhincodon typus (whale shark)
Lineage: Eukaryota; Metazoa; Chordata; Chondrichthyes; Orectolobiformes; Rhincodontidae
Gene: wfikkn2a
Product: info WAP, follistatin/kazal, immunoglobulin, kunitz and netrin domain containing 2a
Exons: 3
Coding region: 28-1737 (569 amino acids)
Cellular component (GO): extracellular region
Molecular function (GO): serine-type endopeptidase inhibitor activity; protein binding
Source: RefSeq, a predicted model, not a curated record